Molecule: messenger RNA, 1250 nt
Organism: Amphimedon queenslandica
Lineage: Eukaryota; Metazoa; Porifera; Demospongiae; Haplosclerida; Niphatidae
Exons: 11
Source: RefSeq, a predicted model, not a curated record
CAUCAAUGAUUUUGAUUGUCAGUCUUUAUUUCUGUUACCAGCACAUGUACUUUAUAAAACAGUAACACUGUUGAUCAGUGGAGCUGCUAUUGAUAGGGAUGAAAAUAAAGAGGGUGGUCUUUAUCCACAGUUAUAUCAGGGGCUACAAUUAUUAAUUAGUUGUUAUACUAGAAAAACAACAAACAGAGAAAACACAAGUCCCACUAGAUGCUGUACUCCUGCUUCCUCCACCUCUACAGUAUCAACUGGUAUUAGCCACUCCUUAGCCACACCUACUGCUCCACCCCCUACUCAGAGAGGCUCCGCCCAGUACAGGCAGUACAGGUGUCUAUUAGCGUCUGAGGUGGUUCAUUUAAUGUGUCUAGUACCAGCAUUCUUCCAUCAUCUGGACUCUAAUAAUGGUGUACUGGAGAUGGUAUCAGUGGCUACUAAUGACACUAACAUUGGUAGUGUCAUUAACCACAUAGCCUGGAGGAUACAGAACAAUGGAGGUGAUGUGUGGGAUCUUUAUCAUGAAAUAGCCACUUACCUGUUACAAGCUACCACCACUAAUGUAUUCUCUAAGAGACACCACAACAGGUCAUUGACUGUCCAUCAGAAACAAACCAGUCACUCAUCACCAGUCAAAUCAGCUUCUUCUCAAAUAUUCCAAGUCCCCAGGCGGUCCUCCUCCCCAGUCCCUCCCCCCAGGCGUGUCUCAUCAGCAGGUCCAUCAGUACCCACUGGGAGGAGACAAAGGACAGCACUUCAACCUGAAUUAGGUGAUAAAGUCUUAUGUGCACCUGAAAGGAUGGCUAGGAUAGUAGCUCUACCAGAGCCUCAUGUUGCUGUCCUUCAGCUCACCGAGGUUAAAGGUAUCUCAGGGGGCCCUCCUGACUCAUAUUUCUACACUGAUCCAAGGGGUCUGGUGUGGGACAGUAGAUUGGGUCACUGGUCUAAAGAUGAACUGGGGUCUGAUCUCAGUGUAGGGAGACUACACACUGAUCCCCAUGAGUGCUACAGUUCAAUGAUCAUUAGGAGCCCUAGCCCUGAGACACGUACCACUGGAUACACUAGACCUUCAUCUCAGAUCAGCUACUUAUCAGAGGAUCUACAGACCAUACCAUCAGUUGAAGAGCUAUCACUGGUAGAUGAUGAUACUGUCAUACAAGAAGAAGAAGAUGAACAAGUUGCUGUAUCUAGUGAAGUACCAAUGAAAGUUGAUAUCAGCAGAGGAGAGAGGGAGAGGAGGAGAGAGGGAGGGAGAGAGA